Leptopilina heterotoma is the source of this 1959-nucleotide messenger RNA. Its product is annotated as protein SPT2 homolog. The transcript has 7 exons. The coding region runs from base 164 to 1861 and encodes 565 amino acids. Gene Ontology annotation, biological process: regulation of DNA-templated transcription; nucleosome assembly. The record is from RefSeq and is a predicted model, not a curated record. Gene Ontology annotation, molecular function: DNA binding; histone binding. NCBI's taxonomy places the organism in Eukaryota, Metazoa, Arthropoda, Insecta, Hymenoptera, Figitidae. Gene Ontology annotation, cellular component: nucleolus.
UGAUUUGUCAUCAGAUGUCAAUAUUGUGUCUACCAUUCAACUUGAUUGUUGAACUAUUCUAAAAAUUUAAUUUCUUUUAUAUUUAUUGAUAUGAUAAAGCGAAUGAACACACAAUAAAUUUAGUUAAUUGUUAAAGAAUAAUCCAUGUGUGUAUAGAUUUGUAAUGGACUUUGGAGCUCUUUUAUCUGCUGCUAAAAAAAAUGAAAACAAUAAGCAGUCCACUUCCUAUUAUCCAGCAAAAUUCACACCUCCUAAAAAAGAAAAUCGUCAAAGUCAAGUACUAUCGAAUAAUAUAAAAUUAUUUCUUGCAAAAAAAGAGGCUGAAGAAAAACGUAAGGCUUCAGAGGAAUCAUUGAAGAAAAAGAACCUUUUAGCUUUGCGCGAUCAUAAAGCGCAAAGUAAAAUUAACAAGCAUUUAAAAGUAUGUAAAUCAGCCAACAAAUCGGUUUUGGAUGAUGCAGUCGACAUGGAAAAUACGGCCAUUACUAUGGCAGGUCCUUCUCAACCUGACGAGGAUGAUUACGGUUAUGUUUCACAGGAAGCAUCAGCGUUUUAUAAUAAAUUAAUGAACAAAUACCAGAGUCUACCACCAGAAAAAUCUAUUUUUGCAGCUGCUGGUAAAAAAACAGUAAAGGAUAUUGCAUCAACGAAGGACAGAGUUAAACAAGCAUUGAAGCAACAGGAAAUUGAAGAAUCUCAAGGACAUAGAAGAAAAAGAAAAUCAACAAAAACUGUUGAAGAAGAAACAAAAGUUGUUGUGGAUGAAAAAAAAAGUUCCGAUAACACUCAUAAAAGUGAAAAACCAAAACCGAAGAACAGACCAUUACCACCAGCAAUGGAUUUCGGACAACUUUUAAAACUCGCUGCACAAAAGCAACAUGAGCCAAUAGUUAUCGACGUAAAACCAAAACCGGAGGAACCUGAAAGAUUAAUGACCAAGAAACAAUUAAGAGAAUAUGCAAGAGAAAAGGAAUGUCGCGAUGCAAGGGAGGAAAGAAAUCGUUUAGGUGAAAAUAAUCUAGCUAGUAAUAAAUUACCCACCGACAACAAUAAACCGGAAAAAUCAAAUGACUCAAAACCACAAGAAUCUAAUAAAGUAAAAAAAAUAACAGUGGAAAAAAGUUCCGUGCCUAAUAAAAAACCAACUCAAAUUACACCCACUGAUCGAAAUCCCACAAAUUUGAAAAGUACACCACAAAAGAGUAAACAUAAAGAUGAUAUUUUAGAUGAACGUAAAAAAUUGGAAAUAGAACGUAAAAAAUUGGAAGAAAUGCGACGAAGUAUUGAAGAAGAGAAACGUAAAUUAAGUGUUAUUAAAAAAAAGAAUAAUGUUGAGAAGACAAAUACAAAUGUUCCAACAAAUAAAGUUCCAAGUAAAAUUGGAAAUACCAGUGCUCGCGAUUUGGGCAAAGUGAAUAGUACAAAACAGAGUGUAGAGAGGUCACUAAAUUCUAAACAAUCAAAAUUAAUGGCUGAGAGAAAUUUAAAAAUGUCUAGGAAUAGUAAAGUUCCUAUGAAGAAUAAGAAGUAUACUAAUGGUAGAGCAAUAUUUAAGGAUGAUGAUGAUGAUGAAUAUGAUUCCGAAUUAGACGAUUUUAUUGAUAAUGGUGAUGAAGAGGAUGGAAGUCAAGAUUAUAGUAAAUAUAUAAGUGAAAUUUUUGGUUACGAUAAAAAUAAAUAUAAAAGUUACUAUGAUGAUGAAGAUGAUGAUGAUAGAGCAAUGGAAAGUAAUUUUGCCCAGCAAUUGAAAGAAGAAUAUGUUUCAACUAAAAUUGGUAUAAUGGAAGACCUAGAAGAUAUUCGAAUGGAGUCUAUGGAAAAGAAGCGUAAAGCAAUGAUUAAGAAAAAAAGAAAAGUAUAAUAUAAAUAACAUAUAGUUUUACACAAAAUUGAAAAAGUAUAUAUAUAUUUAAUUAUUUAACAAUGUUUGUAAGGACAUAGUUAAAUAAUAAAUUAUGU